AUGGGUAAUCUAAAUCCCAAUUCAAGUUUCAAUUCAAACCUUGGAGUUGUUAGUUCCAUCUUAAUCUUCCUCUUUGGUUUAUUUUUCUUUAGUGUAGUUCUUUUGCAUGCAGACACAGGUUCUCCAAAUGUUCUCACCACAACAAUUUGUCCCAAAACAAGAAACUCUACCUUCUGUAAAACCGUAUUGAAACCCGUCGGAAAAUCCGACGCCGCGCUUCUCAAAGUGGCUAAUUAUACCCUUACCUUUGCCCAUACCACCACCGUCGAAGGCCUCCAUCACGCUCAGCGGCUUGCCACCGAGGCCACCGAUCCAUUGCUUAAACAACGAUAUUCCGAGUGCUCGCGACGGUUUGAUUUUGUGACGAAGGGUUUAGAAGAAGCUAUAGAGGCAUUGGCUAAAGGUGGGUAUAUUCCGCUUAGUCAUGCUACUGGCGCCGCCGUGGUGGAGGCGGAUAGAUGUGUAAAUAUGUUUAAGAAACCACCGCCGGAGCCGUCGAAGCUGCCGGAGAAGGCGAAAAACAUAGGAGACAUUUGUGACAUUGCUGUUUCGGUGUCCAAUAUUCUCACUGAAGAUUACUGA
Molecule: messenger RNA, 582 nt
Organism: Cucumis sativus (cucumber)
Lineage: Eukaryota; Viridiplantae; Streptophyta; Magnoliopsida; Cucurbitales; Cucurbitaceae
Product: pectinesterase inhibitor
Exons: 1
Coding region: 1-582 (193 amino acids)
Biological process (GO): negative regulation of catalytic activity
Molecular function (GO): pectinesterase inhibitor activity
Source: RefSeq, a predicted model, not a curated record